Messenger RNA from Syngnathus typhle (broad-nosed pipefish), 4429 nucleotides. It is a transcript of the gene cpne5b, whose product is annotated as copine Vb. The coding region runs from base 310 to 2028 and encodes 572 amino acids. The record is from RefSeq and is a predicted model, not a curated record. Gene Ontology annotation, cellular component: plasma membrane. Gene Ontology annotation, biological process: cellular response to calcium ion. Gene Ontology annotation, molecular function: calcium-dependent phospholipid binding. Lineage: Eukaryota; Metazoa; Chordata; Actinopteri; Syngnathiformes; Syngnathidae. The transcript is spliced from 20 exons.
GUUUGAGUGCAUCUGCUGCCUUUCCUCUCCACAUGCUCCACUGUGCACGCACGCAGAGGAGGAGAAGAACUGUCUUCAUCAAAACUUCGGUUAUGGACACAUAACCAACUGCACGGCUGACUUCGCGGGUGUUCAUCAGCUUAUUUCGUCUCCAGCUUCAACGUGUCUGAAGUGGCUGCCUCACCGAGUCGGACCGGAGGCCACCUGGUCUCUGAUCUGGUCUCCGGAGUCGGUGGAGACUCAACACGCUCCAUCGGGGCCAGGCUGUGCGCCUCCCGGAUCCGACCGGAGCCACCGCGCGCUCUCGAGAUGGACGUGAUGGAGAGGGAAGUCAUGGACAAGCUGGAGGACAUGUCAUCCGUGUACGAGUUCGACCCUAUCACCGGCAACAUCCCCGCUACCAAGGUGGAAGUCACCGUUUCUUGCAGAAAUCUUCUGGAUAAAGACACGUUUUCCAAGUCAGAUCCACUGUGUGUCCUCUACACACAAGGCGCAGAAACCAAACAGUGGAGAGAGUUUGGCAGGACUGAAGUAAUCGACAACACCCUGAACCCCGAUUUUGUUCGAAAGUACAUCCUGGACUACUUUUUUGAAGAGAAGCAGAGCCUUCGCUUUGACUUGUAUGAUGUUGACUCCAAAAGUCCAGACUUGUCCAAACAUGACUUUUUGGGACAGAUGUUCUGUACUCUUGGAGAGAUUGUUGGAUCACCAGCCAGUCGACUGGAAAAACCUCUUGGAGGGAUCCAAGGGAAGAAAUGCGGCACGAUCAUCCUGUCUGCAGAGGAGCUGAGCAACUGCAGAGACAGCGCCACUAUGCAGUUUUGUGCCAACAAGCUAGACAAGAAGGACUUCUUUGGGAAAUCAGACCCAUUUAUGGUAUUCUACAGAAGCAAUGAAGAUGGAACGUUUACGAUCUGCCAUAAAACAGAGGUGGUGAAGAACACGUUAAACCCAGCGUGGCAGCCUUUCACUAUUCCAGUCCGAGCACUUUGCAAUGGCGACUACGACAGAACAAUCAAAGUGGAGGUGUAUGAUUGGGAUAGAGACGGCGGCCACGACUUCAUCGGGGACUUCACCACCAGCUACCGAGAAUUAGCACGAGGGCAGAGUCAAUUCAAUGUGUAUGAGGUUAUAAAUACCAAGAAGAAAAUGAAGAAAAAGAAAUAUGUCAACUCUGGAACUGUGACGCUGCUCUCAUUCUCUGUGGAGUCAGAAUUCACAUUCUUAGAUUACAUCAAAGGAGGGACGCAGAUCAAUUUCACUGUGGCCAUCGAUUUCACAGCAUCUAACGGUAAUCCCUCCCAGUCCACCUCACUCCACUACAUGAACCCGUACCAGCUGAACGCCUACGCCAUGGCCCUGAAGGCUGUUGGGGAGAUCAUUCAAGAUUAUGACAGUGAUAAGAUGUUUCCCGCUCUCGGCUUUGGAGCCAAACUACCCCCCGAUGGACGAGUCUCACAUGAGUUUCCACUGAAUGGAAAUAUGGAGAAUCCUUACUGCAAUGGUAUUGAGGGCAUUUUAGAAGCUUACCACCAGAGUCUGAAGACAGUACAACUAUAUGGGCCAACCAACUUUGCACCGGUGGUGAACCAUGUCGCAAGGUACGCGGCGUCAGUGCAAGACGGCUCCCAGUACUUUGUGCUCCUCAUCAUUACAGACGGAGUCAUAUCUGACAUGGCUCAGACCAAAGAGGCCAUUGUUAAUGGUGCAAAGCUUCCAAUGUCCAUCAUCAUCGUGGGAGUGGGUCAGGCUGAAUUUGACGCUAUGGUGGAGUUGGAUGGUGAUGACAUUCGUGUCUCAUCCCGAGGGAAACUGGCAGAGCGAGACAUUGUCCAGUUUGUCCCUUUCCGAGAUUAUAUGGACCGGACAGGUAACCAUGUGUUAAGCAUGGCCCGUCUGGCAAAAGACGUGCUAGCAGAGAUUCCCGACCAGUUCAUUUCCUACAUGAAGAGUCGAGGGAUUAAACCCAACCCAGCCCCGCCACCGUACACGCCGCCCGGACUCACACACCACCACGUGCAAAUCUGACCAGAUGACAUUUUACCCAUGAAGCAGCCAUCUUCAUAAAGUUUGCUUUUUCUUGAAGAAAAGAUGCAAACUUCCCAGGACUCAAAAAAGCCUUUUUUUUUUAAUCAAAACUGCGGCGGAGACUGUUUGACGUCUAAAUGGACAGUUGGCCGGUGGAACAAAAAGAUCAUGUUGUGGUUAAAACUUGUGCCUGUCUGUGUUUCUGACAGUGUUUCAGGACAUGUCAACUUUGACCUGAAGGACUACUUCUCAGUCUUUGGUGUGGCCUAAUACGGUAACAUUUCCAGACACCUUUUCUUGUCUGGAAUUAGUUUUUAUAUUUGGAGAUGAUUUAUCUCCUUUACUCAAUGAUGCAUCAGGAAUGAUUAAUGAAAAAUACCCGUGUGGAGUUUACAAUUUGAUUUCUUUAAACAUCAAUCAGGUAUUUCAUACCCUCAGACCUUGCCCUUCUCUUACUGAGAAAAAGUUUAUAAGAACAUGAGUCCCCUUAUUUACAUUUUACUGGAAAAUAGUAUUAUUCAGAGUGGCAUGGACAGUUGAUAAAACUUCGGAAAAGCAAAACCUAUUUUUGUUUGAUUUCCAUAUUAAUAGCAGAUGGUUUCUACGAGCCGUUGCAGGUUCAUCCUUAUCCAUGAAUAUAUAUAAUUCCAAAUAACAUAAUUUAUUCCAAGAAUAUAAAGCAGAUUUAUCGAUAGAUUAUUUUUACAAGCGUGGUCAACAUUCUGGUUCAUUUUUCUUUUCUUACAAUUCUGCGCUGAUAACUUCAUAUUUGCUUGUUUGCAUUUGUUGACAUGCCACCAUUAUUAAAGGUUUUUUUUUCCAAAUAUCUUUUUUUUCUUGUACCACUUGACCAGUCUUUUUGUUGUUGAUGACUGUAUAUCACCUGCAUGUAGUUUUGCAGGAAAUUGCAAUUUUCUGGUGUGUGUUGGAACCUCUAAAGUCAGCCUCAGUCCAUCCCACUGGUAGAUAUCUGCUUUGUUUAUACCCUCAAACAUUUUUUCCAUGGGAAAUGCUGAAAAUCAAACGAAACGGUCACAGGGUCCAAAUGACACCACUGGCAGCUCGUCGUCCGGUGCACAUUGUCGUUUUUUUCUCAACAUUGUCAGCCUUUUGUAAUGUUAGCCAUAAUGAACUACAAACAAAGACAGAGACGUAUGUAGCGCAAUCAUUACUUGCAUAUGGCAAUGCCAAUGCGGUCCAUUUCCAGUUCUAUCACACAGUUCCUCUUUGACAUCACUGGUACCAAAUCUGUGAUUCGUCUCACAAAGAAAGCCAAAGAAAAAGAAAAAUAUAAUUUUGUAGACCCUUUUGAUUCAAAUCUAAAAAUAUAUGACAGAUGUGAGCUCCGCAGACUUGAGGUAUUAUUAUUAUUAUUAUUAUUAUUAUUAUUUGUUUUCAAAAUUACCAAAACCUAGUCCAACUCAUCUACGCUCAGAUCGACAUGGGUCCCAAAAUUAAACCCCUUUGUGUUUAAAUAAAUGGGACCCUUUAAAAACUCAACAACAACAAAAAGUUGCCUUUUACACAAUUCACAAUAAGGCAUUAGAUUAUAACCAUCAGUGUUGAAACACGAUAAUAAUAUUUAAUAUUUUUGUCCAAAUUCUUCUCAAGUCGCUAUCUUCACUUAUUCAUGCAAGCUUUUGGUUUUCAUCCAAAUUUUCCAUGAUGACUAUUUUUGAGGUGUCCUAUGCUUUUAAAGAAAACACAGAUUUAUUUAUUUAUUAUUUUAUUUUAUUCUCCUCGUUUCCCAAUGUAGCAUUCAGAGAGAUGUACAAUUCGUUCACUUUAUUUCACGUUUGGACACAAGUACAGCUGGAAGGCAGAAUAUUUUGCAUAGAAGGAAACCAUUUACAGUACACAUGUAAAUGUGAUCAAUAUGCAUGAGAAUAUAAUAUCUGAUUUGCCUAUUGAUCCCGUUAGCACUUUAAAUAUUAAAGCGUACUUAUUGAAUAUGUUUGAUAUUUUUGGAGAGGAAUUGCUACUAAUAUUUUUUUUAUAUUGUAUGAAAGGUCAUUGCUUCUGCCAUCAAUUACAUCUAAUUUCCCUUUAGGGUUGUGAUUUUCAAUAUGCAUAGCUGCAUGUGUCCUGAACUGUUUUAUACAGUUACUGCCAUUUUACGAAAUAGAAACCUGUUCAACAAGCCAACAUGCAUGGGAGUGUGCUGUUUCUUCUCCAUUGUACCUGCUUCUUCUAACAUUUCUUCUCUCACCAGUGGUUAAAAAAAAAACUACAUUGUAGCAUGUAAUUAGCAUGUUACGAUUUAUUUAUUUUUGCAAUGCCACAAUCUAUCUUUGUUGUUUAUUGUAGAAUUGAUUUCUCUUUGUUUUAUUUGCAUGACACUCUGCUUUCCUUUAUUGUACAUGAUUAGUGUCAAAUGGUUGGUUGUGAAAUGCUUUGUAAU